AUGCCCAGUGGCAGUGGCAGGCAGCAUCAGCCGUGGCUGGCUAGCUGGCGAUGCCCACUGCCCAUGACGACAAAGAUGCCCACAAAUUUUGAUGACGAGAUGGAAAGCUCCAAACAUCAAACACACCCCAGUGGAGGUGUUGAUUUACACAUCGGCCGGUGUGAGUCUGGUCCUAGCGGAGAGGGUGUUACGUCAAGCGAUUACCGGCUAAGGUUAUUGUUUGCUGGUGGCGUGGGAUUAUACUUCAGUGCCAUACGAUCAGAUGCCUACCAAGGGAGCAUCAAAGUAUUUGCUGUUAAGGCUGGAUUUUUCACCUUAUCGGUUAUCUGCCUCUUUGUGAACACCAUAGCCAGUGCCUUCUGUGGCAUUCAGGGGAAUGUCAUACAAACCAUGCUCCAUUCAGACUCUGCCUGCAAGAUCAUAGACAAUGGUUGCCAGUGCACCAGGUCUUCUGACGAUGGCUUUGGACGUAUCUACAUGUACCUAGAUGUCUUAGACUGUUCUAGCUUCCUCCUCAACCUCCAGACGUAUCUCUAUAUACAAUGCGCCCUCAAUGCAAUAGGCGGAGCUGCUUCUUUCAUGGUGGUCAUUCUCCUGUGGCGAAGCCGCUACAUGGACUUCCACUCCGGCUUACGCUUCUACUCCUACAGCGCCGCCAUCCCCAACCACCCCUGGUCCGACCCCAGCACGCCCCCUUACAUGUCGCACGUCAACGCCAACGGGAACGUCAAUCAUCAGACGGUGGACUGCACUUUCACCUUUGAGCAGCAGAGGUGACAUAGGGCUGAGGUAGAUAGUUUGCCAUUCCAAUGUGUCUUCAGUAACCGUACUAAGGUCAAAAAUGGGGAAUUCCCUAAAGCUCUGUCAAACUACUUCAUCAAACGCACACAAGACUUGGUCCUUGUUUACAAUUUGCAUACAAGGUUACAUUCUUUCAGUGCAAUGUAUCCAUUCUACCAGACCAAGUGCUAUUGAAAAAAUUGACAUGGUCAGUAUUUUCAAUGUACUAUUUUCUGGGGGAUGGGAUGGGACUAAAUCCUGGCUUGUAAGAGUGAAUUUAUAUAUUUUAAAUAUCAUUUCAGGGAAAGGUUUAAAGUAUGUUUCUCAAAUGAAAAAAACCUUAGAUAUUCCAAAUACAUUAGUUUCUUUUUUUGUUUCAUAAGUAUUCAUUUCAAUUCCAUUGUUACUGUAAGUAAUGAGACUAUUUUAUAAUUACUGAACUAGCUAAAGCACUUGAUGGGUCGUUUACUAGACAACUAGAAAUACUUUUUUUAUAUACAGUAGUAAUUUUUCAAGUAUAGAGUGUUGCUUGAUUUUGAUAUAAUUGUAUUUUAUGCAAAUUAUGUCUUAUUCACAUAUGAAGACAAAUCUAUAAAGUUAGAUAGUAACCUGCUUUCGGGGAGUUUGUAUUUAUUGGCUGGCUAUUAUGGUGAGAAUAGUGUAUGGAUAUUAACUUAUUUAUUUGCCGAAAUUUCAUUGAGAAAUGAAUGAGCAAGCAAAUCAUACUUGAAAGUAAAAUCAUGUUUAUAGUUAUAUGCAAUAAUUUAUUGUUUUUAAAAAAGUUUUUAACUUUUUCAAUGUUUUAGACUGUCUAGUAUAUUUUGUCACUCUUCUUUGUCUUAUUAAAUCAUGUUUCAACUCUACAAGCAAACCUUCUAUCUCUUCAAAUAGAAAUAAAGCAUGAAAUGCUAUCAGAUUUCUCAAUAAUUUGUUAUGGUAAAAACUAAGAAAAUAAUGCUAAAAAUUGUAUUAAUGGAAGAUUGAAAAUGUUGUAAGAACAAAUAAUCACUUUUUCAUUCCGUCUUUUCAUACAAAUGGUAAAGAAAUACAUUAAAAACUCUAUAUUCUUCAUUUAGAUAAUCUUAAUUCGUUUCCAUGUUAGUGUACUUUAAUAACCAUGAAAUGAAAAGAAAAUGAAAAUAAUGAAUAAUAAAAUACUCAUGUUGAUUGAUUGCUUAAAAUGUUUUUUUGAGUUUUGGGUAAUUUUAGUAAAAGGAACGUUUAAUAUUAUGACUCUAUGCGGAGCCCCUAAAAAUAAAUUGAAAGAAAGUUGUAUGAUUUUAUGCAUCUUUCCCCCAUCAUCUCAUCAGAUGAUAUAUAUUUCUAAUUGUCUGUCCAAGGGCAUUGAUGCAAAGACCUGAACAAAGAAUUAAUGCCCUUCUGGCUCUCAACAGAUUGUAUUGUCCAAUCAUCCAAUUGUCUGUUUAUGCUAUCUGAUUGCUUUUUGUCUAUUGUGUGCUCAUGUCUCUAUUCUUCCAUCAAUAUUUGUUUUGUCUGUCGGGCAUUAUAAUGUCAAGCUUCUUAUUUGCUUAUACUCUUUUAUUUCAUACCUCAUUUUGAAAGGCUGAACAAACAUACAUAUUUGAGAUAUAAAGGUAGUCAAUUAGCUAUUAUGACUUUUGUCUUUUAAGACAAAAAUGCACUGCUGACUGAUGUUUGAACAAAUGGGUCAUUAUUUGAACAAAUUUAAAAUAUCAGGGUUAAUUGACUUGUCAUGAAAAGGGGAUUCAAUCUUCAUUCGAGUGGUCCCAACUGGAGGCUAAAUAUUCAAAGAAAUGCAUGAGUGAAAGUGUUCAGGUAAACCGAGCAGAGAAUUAGGAAGUUAUUAAUCUGUAAAAUCACUACAUUGAAAUUGAGAUCCUCUCAUUUGCAUUUCAUUUAUGAUGUUUGCUAUCACAAUGAGACAACUUGUCUAUUUGUUCUAUACUAAGACUGAAACAACUUUUUUGCUGAAUUUCUGUUGUGGAACUUGCAUUUUCAUGGACGGACAUGUUAAAACAUGUAGCUUAUUUUGAAGAACAUGUGUGUUCCAGCAUAAGAAAGAGUUGAGAAGAGGGAAUCUCAAUUAAAUCGUUGAACAACAAAUGGAGAGGUAGUCCCACAAUGACAUCACACAUCUUAACAGAAAUGGCUGAAGAAGGAAUUCCAUAUAAAUGAUGAUUUUUAACUUUCUCAUUCUUUGUUCUAAGUAUGCUUAAUUUAUCGUUUCUCAGAUUUUCCUGCUUCCAGUCAAACCAACUUUGUAUGAAGGUUUAAUUCCCCUGCCAUGUUAUUUCUUCCUUUCUUUGUUUUGAAUCUAUAUAUGAAUUAUCCAGAAUUAUUUCUGAAGUAGAACUUCUGUGUUUACAAUGUUUCCUGUUUGUAUCUUGUCUUUUUCUCAAUGCUUCAGUAUUGUGUUUUAAAAGCGAACCUUUGGGAUAACUGGUCAGUACAGUAUUGCAUAACACCAAGUGUUUUAUUGAUGAUGGGUGUGAUUUAAACUGUGUACAGUUUGCAGCUUAUGAUAUAUGCCUUAUGUUAAGGGAUUUAUAUAUUCUUAUGAUUAUAUUAUUGCUUUGAGAUGUGGUGAUACGAUGUAGUUUACAUACUAACAUUCCAAUAUUUACAUAGCAUAAACUAAUUAUUGAUUUGUUAUUUUAGCUCAAUAUUAUAAAGUUGCUUUUUAAUACUUCACUAUGUUAUCAACUUUCAGGGAUUGUUUUAGAGUUUUUUCUGUAUUAGUGGACUAAUAUUAAAGUCUGAUGGUUUCAAAUCCCCUUUAAUAUAUACAAAAUGAAAGUAGCAUGUAGUAUGUUUAAAAGAAUAUGACUAGCAGUAUUUAUUGUAAUUCUGGCCCAAGGAAGGAAAAUUUGUUUGUUUUUUGGUCAAACUUUGAUAAUUAAUGCCUGCCAUAACCUUGUGGACUGCAUUUUAUAGAUACGUGUAUCUGUAAUGAAUAUUGAUUUGUAUAGAACAAGCAAAUUCAGGCAUAAAAGUUCUGCAUUAGCUCUUCAAAAUAAAAUGUAUUGCAUUGUAAAUUUCAUAGCAGAAGAAAGUCGUGUAAUAGAUACCUUUCAUUGCUAAAAACAAAUAGUUAGGUUGAUUGAUUUAAAGUAGUUAUUUCAAUUGUUAUGAAAAUCAGUUCAUUUUGACGGAUUCUUUUUAAAUACUACAAUUGUUUUGAUUCUUGCAUAUUGACAAUCAUUUCAAAGAGAGUAUGUGAUGAUACUACUGUUAAUAAUCAAUAAGAAAUCUUUGCAACUUCUUUGAAACAUUUCAGUUAUCUUUAUGGUAACUGGAAUCUGCCUGUACUAUUACAACAUUGACAGGAAUGUCAUGUUUCAUUUUUAGGAGAUAUUUUGGUGUCAAUUUUGGAUGAACAGAAUAUCACUCAGCUAAUUUUUUUUAAUGGUUGGAAAGUGACCCUAUAUCAGCAGUAUUGUUUUUUGCUUUCUCCCCCUAAGAAAUCAAGAGGUUUAUUUUAUCAAUCUUUGUCUAAUUGGUCGCCUGGUAAAGAGUUUGUUUUGAUACUCUGGAGCAAGCACAGUGUCAAGCUAAGAGGGACUUGGAGGCAAAUAUUUUUAGAAAAGAAACAACUCUGCCUGUAAAACCUGACACCAUCUUUAAUUGGUUAGUCCAUUUAGCACUUGCUCGUUCUGUCAGUCAUUCUGCAGUGUAUUGAAGAUGAAUACUGCAUGCUGCUUUGAGAGAGGACACCUACUGGACUCGCGACAUCAAUGAUGGGGUUAAGAGAAUCACCUUUCCAUUUCUUCUAGGCAAGUGCCAAAAAUGAUUAAUAAAAUUAUGAGGGGAUUGUCAACUCAAAAUGCACGUUCUAGAAAUGUUAUAUGAAAGAGAGAAUGUGUGUGUGUGCGUGUAUACAAAGGAGAGAGAGAGAGAGAGAGAAAGAGAGAGAGGGGGGGUUGGGUUUAAAAAAAUUGAUAAGAAUUUUAAAAACCUGUUGACAAUAUCAUUAAAUAUACUUUUCAACAUCUUGCAGUGAAAAUGAAAUGAUGAUAAUGUGCACAUUUUGUUUAAACCAAUUAAAGAAAACAUAUGAGACAUUUUCAUGCAUAUUGAUCAUGAUAUAGCAUGUACAACAAUCAAUUUGUAUGGCUAUCUGGCACAGUGCAUGUAAAAUAAAAAGGCCAUAACAAGAUAUCUCUGUUAUUUUUUUGUUGGGGGUGGUAUCUUGCCAUAUAUCCUUUAGAAUUUAUUGUGCAUUUAGCUCCCAAAGGUUAUAAAUAGUACCUUAAAAGAAUGAGAACGUACUAUUGUCCUGUUAUUGCGCCUCAGGGCCCUGCCUUAUUAAGAGUUCUUGCAACUUGAAAUUAAUUGCAACUCCUAUUUAUAAAGAACACAGCAGCGAUUUAUUUCAAGUUGCAAGUGAUUCGCAUCAAUUGGAAUUCUUUAUGAUACAGGGCCCAAAAUGGGUUUAGCAUGCACCCCUCAUGUAUAUUUAACAUUAAGGAUUAACACAUUGACGGGUAUACAUCCAUUCUUAGGUAAGUUAUUGAUCAAACGGAAUAUACUAUUCUAUUUUAAUGGGGGUAACAAGGUAUAUGGCGGUGAUGAUGAUUAUAGCUAUGAUGAUCAAGAUUGUUUUAUGUAGUUUCUUUUUACAGAUCAGUGAUUAUAUAUUUACUACAUAUUGUACAGCUUUGUUGGUAUUAUUCUAACAAAGGUCUUUUGAAAUGGAUUGUAUUGGUAUUAAUACUGGGAGAAAAAUAAAAAUUACUAAAUCUUA
This is a messenger RNA of Strongylocentrotus purpuratus (purple sea urchin), 5506 nucleotides long. RefSeq names its product sarcospan. Gene Ontology annotation, cellular component: sarcolemma; dystrophin-associated glycoprotein complex. The record is from RefSeq and is a predicted model, not a curated record. The transcript has 4 exons. The coding region runs from base 1 to 777 and encodes 258 amino acids. NCBI's taxonomy places the organism in Eukaryota, Metazoa, Echinodermata, Echinoidea, Camarodonta, Strongylocentrotidae.